Molecule: messenger RNA, 4152 nt
Organism: Scleropages formosus (Asian bonytongue)
Lineage: Eukaryota; Metazoa; Chordata; Actinopteri; Osteoglossiformes; Osteoglossidae
Product: phosphatidylinositide phosphatase SAC1-B
Exons: 20
Coding region: 52-1812 (586 amino acids)
Biological process (GO): phosphatidylinositol dephosphorylation
Cellular component (GO): endoplasmic reticulum
Molecular function (GO): phosphatidylinositol-4-phosphate phosphatase activity
Source: RefSeq, a predicted model, not a curated record
UACUUCACUGCUUUAGAGACACGUCAUCGGGGUCAGAGACACUGAGGCAAGAUGGCCACCGCCUACGAGACGUACAGCCUGCACACUACGCCUGAGAAGUUCUACAUUGAGGCGUGUGAUGAUGGCACCAAUGAUGUCCUGGCCAUUGAUAGAGUGUCCACUGAGAUGACCCUCUCAGGGAAGAAGGACAUCCCUCCAGCAGCUGUCACCAGGCCCAUCUGUGGAAUCAUGGGAACUAUCCGUCUGGUGGCAGGCGUGUACCUGGUCGUCAUCACUAAGAAGAAGAAAGUGGGCAUUCUUUUCGGGCACAAUGUAUGGAAGGCGAUUGACUUUGACAUCAUCUCCUACAAGAAGACCAUGCUGCAUUUGACUGAUGACCAGAUGCAAGACAAUAAGACAUUCCUGUCCAUGAUUAACAACGUGCUGACCACAGAUGGUUUCUACUUCGCCACUGACUAUGACUUGACGCACACGCUGCAACGACUUGCCAACACCAGUCCAGAUUUUCAGGACAUGAGCCUGUUGGAGCGGGCAGACCAGAGGUUUGUCUGGAAUGGAAAUCUCCUUAGAGAUCUCAUUGCACAGCCUGAGCUUCACAAAUUUGCAUUUCCAGUUAUUCAUGGGUUCAUUGUGAUGAAAUCCUGCUGCAUUAAUGGAAAGACCUUUGACUGGACUCUUAUCUCUCGGAGGAGCUGUUUCCGUGCAGGGGUACGUUACUAUGUGCGAGGUAUAGACUCAGAGGGACAUGCUGCUAACUUUGUUGAAACGGAACAGAUUAUUCAGUACAAUGGGUGGAAGGCAUCCUUUGUGCAGACUCGCGGGUCUAUGCCCUUCUUCUGGUCACAAAGGCCCAACCUGAAGUACAAGCCAAAGCCACAGAUCAGUAAAUCCACCAAUCAUAUGGAUGGCUUCCAGAGGCAUUUUGACUCCCAAAAUAUCCUGUAUGGAAAACAAGUCGUAUUAAACUUGGUUAACCAGAAGGGCUCAGAGAAACCCUUGGAAGAAGCCUUUGCUAAGCUGGCAGCCAGCCUUGGUAAUGGUAUGGUCAAGUAUGUAGCCUUUGAUUUCCAUAAGGAGUGCAGCCGCAUGAGAUGGGACCGUCUCCAGAUACUAGUGGAUUCCGUGUCAGAGAUGCAAGAUGAAUAUGGCUACUUCCUGGUAGACUCAGACGGGAAGGUGCUGCUACAACAAGAUGGCACAUUUCGCAGUAACUGCAUGGACUGCUUGGACCGGACCAAUGUCAUCCAGAGCCUGCUGGCCCGUCGUUCCCUGCAAUCCCAGUUACAGAGGCUUGGGGUCCUACAUGUGGGUCAGCGUAUUGAGGAGCAAGCUGAAUUUGAAAAAAUCUACAAAAACGCAUGGGCUGACAACGCCAAUGCUUGUGCCAAGCAGUAUGCAGGGACUGGCGCUCUAAAGACUGAUUUCACCAGGACAGGGAAAAGGACCCAGUGGGGGCUGGUGAUGGAUGGGUGGAACUCGCUGAUCCGAUACUACAAGAACAAUUUCUCUGAUGGCUUCAGACAGGACUCCAUUGAUCUUUUCCUUGGGAACUAUGCUGUGGAGGAGGAGGAAGGAUCUACACCACUCCGUGUGCAGAAAGACUGGAAGUUCCUCACAUUACCCAUAAUUAUGUUGGUUGCGUUCUCUAUGUGCAUCAUUUGCCUUCUUAUGGCUGGUGACACGUGGACAGAGACUUUGGCCUACGUGCUCUUCUGGGGCACGGCUAGUGCAUGUACAGCCACAGUUAUCCUCUUUAACGGGCAUGACUUUGUGGACGCACCCAAGCUUGUGCAGAAGGAGAAGAUGGACUGAACGUGUGCGUGUGGAAAGCGGCUCGGCUCAGCAGGCUCCUCCUAUUCCUCCUACUCUUCCUCCUCCCAUUUUCACCAGGCCUGGAGCCUGUACUGACCUGCUUUCCACACCUUCUGUGCACCACCAUUUCUGUUCCAAGCCUUGGAUCUCUUGUUAAUCGUCAAGCAAAAGUCACUGACCUCUUUCUUUUCCUCUCACAACUGGUAGAUCACUUUUUACUCUAUCCGGUGUUCCUACUCACCUGCUUCUUCCAAAGCAGUUUUUGACUCAGCAUGGAGCUCUGCGCUAGAAGUUUCCAAAUGUCAUCCACUCUGUCCCAUUUCAAAGGUUACUGGAAUGUUACCUCCAUGUUUCCACAUCACUGUUGCCAUGUUACCUCACUGUUUCUGAAAUAUUACCUCAGUUCUGCUGUUUUCGUACAUCACCGUUUCUUCAGGAAGUCGGAGGGCAACGCUAGUGAGCAGUUGGCUUCAUCCAUAUCCAAAUGCCUCCAGUCUUUUAUGUUUUAUGUUCUGGUUAGGACUUUGUGGAAUUUCUAGCUGGGUUAAUUUUUCUGGAUAUGUUUUAAAUGGAACACUUUUACACUACAGUAGAUGUCCCACAAAGAGCGAAUGACACUGGAAAACCAAAUUCCUUACACUUUUUUUUUUUUUUUUUGGGUGCAGUUGAGGAUUUACCAUAUUGAUCUCUUUACUGCUUACUUUCUAGCUGAGGCAUCCAUUGAGUCUUGGCUGGCUCUUAAUUGACAAAUGAAUUACUGAUUUAGGAAUGCAUGUAAAUGACAAUUUUGCCUGUUUUUCGCUCCCUGUUGAAUGAAAUAAGCCUUAUCGCAUAAGAUCAAAAUGGUGACAUUUAGAAGCCUGAAGACAUAAAAGAGAAGAAAGACCACCAGACUACAUGCUCUGAUUUCAACCAUGCUGCACUUUCAUUGCUUGCUGGCUUCUUGAGUCACAGGUUAGUCUGGGCACAGCUGUAGUAAACUCUGUAAAAACAAGUGGUGCUGCAUACAUAGCUUUCAGGAUCAGAUUAGGUUCCAAACUAGGAUCAGUGCACUGUAAUCAGCAUUUAACUGAGCAUAUUUCCAGAAUGUUCCCCCAGAAAAUAGCAAGGCUUAGCAGGUUGAGUUGGAUGUUGGUUACCCGGUUUCCAUGACAUGUUGCAGUGAAGUUAUGGUUGGAGUUCUUGGAAACCGCAGCUCCCCUGAAACAUCAUAGUUUAAAUGCAGAGGUGAAAAAUUCAGCUUUUUAGAUCACUGAUAGACCUAUACACCUUAUCACAUGUAUGUUGUAGAUAAAAAUGAUGAGGUGGCAUAAUUUGGCAGGAUUAGUUGCGUGUGUUUAAAUGUGCUUCCUGCUGUACCCACUUAGCCUUAGGUCAGUUUUGUGUCUUUGGUGGUGGGAAGUGGGGGGGAUUCUCACAGCUCACUCAUUGUCAUGUCUUACUUAUUUUUCUGUAUUUUGUGGUGGGUUCCGGCGUAAUUACUGAAUGUCAGAUUAAGUAUGCCUUUGUUUUGUUCUACACCAUUGUUUGACUAAAUUAGUGGUCCAAACUGUAAAUCUGUACAUAGCUAGAAAGGCAGGCGCGCACACACACAUACAUACACACACAAGUGGCAUGUGCUUCAGUCUUAACUAUAGAACCUUAAUUGCUUAUUUAGGGGGCUCCAACAUUUUAACCCCUGCUGUACGCAGUUGCAUUUGUACUGUUAGUAUUACAUUUUUAUAUUUGGCAUUGGGGUUUAGAAUGAUGUAAUUAAUUUGAGGAAUGUUUGGAGAAAAAUGACAAUAUCAGAUUUUUAGCUGGACUCCUGUGCUUGUGAGCAAAACCUGAAUGAUCCUUGACCAACUCAAGCUUGCCUCUUUGCAGCCUCUAUGUAUAAAUUUCUUGUAAAAUGUACAUUUUAAGACUAUGUAUAAUAUAUAUAUAGACCUUGUAAUUAUGUACUGUACAUCUUAUUGGGAUUUGUAUCUAGAAUACUUAAAAUGUCAAGGACAUAAAAUGUUAAAUAUAAUGGUACCUGGUCCACCUUAUUUUUAUAGGUUAUGUUUCAUUAAUGUUAAGGGGUUAUGGAAGUAAUUCAGACAAAAUGUACUGUUAAUUUUGACAGUAUUCCUGAGUACAGUAGCUGAGUAGGUCUGGCACUAGCUGUAGCUGUUCAUGUUAUGGGUAAAUUCUCAUGCACAGAAUAGUUUUAUUUUUCCAUGUCUCAGUUCUCUGCAUUUUUUAUUUAAUCAUUUAAUUUGUAAUUUGUUUUGGUUUUUAUUAACUUAUCCUGUUUAAUUUCAAACCCUGUAUUUUCCUUUCUCUUGUCAAACUUUACAAUAAACGUUUGUGAGAUCA